CCCACCUCCCGACCAGGAGCUCGCGUUAGUUAGUCGCGACUCGAGCCCCGGGGUCGCGUCUGGAUUGGCGGCGGGCAACAUUGUCUACCAUCCAUCUUGGGCACUGAGAAACCUGGACCAUCAGACUCAUUUGGCAUGCCAGAGGCAGGGCUGGUCCUUUGUCUUUCACCACCAGGUCUUAAGGAAGGGCGCAAGUGGGAUCCAUCCUGUGACUGACUGACUUUCUGGAAGAGUGAAGCAUGUUAUAGGCUGAUUAGAGGCUCAGCAAACACUGGUACCUGUUCUGCCCUGGCUUCUAGUGACCAAGCAGAAGCAGCGAGGUCACUUAAUAUAGAGACCAACGGCCUCAUGGAAGACAGCUCUCCGCAUUCCUUUGGGCUUGGUGUAUAUCAUAAUCAUAAAGUGACUCUUGUUAACGAUACAAUCCCCAGGACUAAAAGGCCCUUAGACUUGCUAGAGGAGGAUGAGCCCCUGCAAUCAGAUGCUAAGAAACGGCGCCACUUGAGUCAUUAUUGUAGCACUCCAUGUCCAUCCAAGAAACUAUCACUGUGCUCCCCAGACUCUGCCUGCUUCCUGGGCUCCUCUGGUUGUCUGGAUGAUACUGAGCUGGAGAACAUUGUCAUCCGAGUUAGUCUUCCAGAAGACAGUGUGGUAGCCCUUUCUGUGAAUACAGCCCGAUGUUUUGAUGAUAGUGAGCCCGAUGACUCUUUGCUGGAACCCUCAGAUGAUGAACAAGGGAACUCUCCCUUCAAUUACACUGAGGAAGAGUGUAGGGAAAUGUUAGCAGAUGAUUGCUUAGGAGAUGACCAGAACUCCACUGGAGAGAGUGCUUUAGUGAAUCAAGAGGUAUGGGGACAAAGUGAGAAGGAAGUGAGUAGCAACUGUAAUUUGGCAUCAGUCCCCCCGGAAGGCACAGAGACAUCAUUCAGGACCAUAGAUGAGUUAGUAAGUAACGAGUCUCUAUCUCAGACUGGCUCUUCAGUUAAUCCUGGAUAUUUUCAAAUUCUUGAGGAUGAAACAGCUAAUUCUGAGGGUGAAGAAUGCUUGAAUGUGGACUGCUUGAAAUCAAAUCAAGUCACUUGUACACUUGACUGUGAUCUUCAGGGGCCUCUAAAUCUUUCCCCAACUGAUGCAGAUUCAAUAGAUCCGCCAAAGGGGGAUGAUGGCUUGGAGGAAACUGGUGAGAAAGCUUCACAAGUAAUAAGAGAUGACCAUCUACAAAAUGCAAGCAAACAAAGUAUAGAGUAUGAUGAAAUCAGUUCUAAUAGCUUGGUUGUUGAAGAGUCCCUUGAGUGCCUGGCUUCUAAAGAGCACCACAGUGGGGGCCUGGAUAGUGUGGAAAAGCUGCCAUCAGAAAUCAAAGAGUCAUCUCCCUUCUCUGAUGCACACAUUAAAACUUCUACAUACUGUCCUGACCCUGCCUGUGGUCAAAGUAAGGACAAAGUGGAGAAUCCAGCACCUGUACUGCUACUGCAUUCGGAAACCUCUAAUGUCGUCUUAAAUCAGGACCCUUCCAGAGGAACAGACAAUGGAUUAUCAGGGACCUUUGGCUCCCAAAAGGAAGAUUUGAGCCAGCAAUCCACAUCUGUUGAAGAAUCGUCAGACAAUCUUAAAUUAAACUCUGUAGUGUUAGACCAGAACUGUGGGGAAGACCGUACCUGUGGGAAGAAGCUAGGCAAAGUCAUUCCCGUGCCACAGGUGGAAGAAAGACCAAAACAACGGAUAUGCAUUUCUGAAGCAGAACUUGAGCAAAAGAAGCAUAUUUAUAUCCAAUGUGUGCGUGCCCAUGUAAAGAAUUCCACGGAUCCUACACCAGAUGCAUUAAAUGAGUUGUACGCUCUGAUGAAUAAGGUUGCCAGCAGGGAGUACCGAACCCAGGACCGCAGAUGGCAACAUCCAUCAGACCUCACCAUGAGAAAAUACCCAAGGUUCUCCAAGAAACCCACCCAAAAGUGCAGCCUUAAGCAAUGGGUGAGCCGGAACUUGGCCCACCACCGUCGCUUCCGGGACAUUCCUGACCACUUCCAGCGUAGCUCUGUCACAGCAUCCUCCAAUGUCUGAGCUACUCGUUACUGAGGGAGUGUGCUCUGUUUUUUCUCCAUUUAAAGUUAGUUUUUAAUUGUCCUGUAGCUUAGCUGUUUGUCUCUUGAUUGUUUGAUCUAUGGAUUGUUCUGUUUUUUAAUAAGGCCAGUUUGAGGAUUUUGCGUGUCUUUAUUUUGGAGACCUUCAGAACCUCCUUUUAAAUACAGGUUAAAUAUGUGAUCUGUUCGGUACAGGUAACUCUUUGUAGCAUUUCUUAUCAGUAUUUUCCUUUGAAACAAAAGCAAGCUUUCCAGAGAGCAGCUGACAAGCAAAGGUAUCCCCACUCUGCAAAAGGAAGUCACGCCUAACAAGAAAUCUAAUGGAUAUACUGUUCAGUUAUGGGAGCUGGAUGAUGCAAUUUAGAAUGGAAAUCUUUUUGCCAGAGCCUGAGCUCAGAACAAAGCUUUUAAGUUUUUUUAGAGCAACUGCUAGGUUCCCUUUGGACACCAUUCAUGCUGGAAUCAGCUGUGUGGUCGGUGUCCUUUUUAUGAAGGUUGACAAAGGCAGUGUUCUGGGUUGACACAUCAAGUUGGCAUAAAUUAAGAGGCAAUUGGAGAACAGCCUAUUUUUCCCCAUUCCUCAAAUUUACGUGCCUCCCUUGUUUGUCAUCUUCAGUUAUAGCUUUUCUUUGUAAAACGUUACAUGUAGAUUUGCACUUUGUUGAUAGUGUUUAUAAAUAAUUUGCACUUUCUAAAUGUCUCUUGUUUUUGAUGCUAGUGUGUGUGUGUGUGAGUGUGUGAGCAGACCCUUUCCUGUCCCCUGCCCUUUCUUGCAAUGUAGUUUCCUACCCAUGUUUUAGGAAUAACAGCAACUGUAACUAAAUGAGCCAACGUGCUCUAGUUGGAGAGCUGGUCUGAUGCUCUGAAGUGAAGACAGUAGAGAGAUCGGAACCAACAGCAAGGAGAGAACUUGUAGCUUCUGCCAUAUAUUGGAUAGCAGCCUUGAUGUGAAUGCUUCCUUAGUCACUUACCUAUUUUCUGGUGAGUCCAUACCAGCUCUUCUGCCCGCGGCCUUUCUUGGACCCCAUCAACAGUUAAGUGGGUGUGUUCUGGUCUCGUGUCCCCUUACGAUAAACAAAUUCUUCAAGGAGGCUUUUUAUUUUUUUUAAAGGGCAUGUUAACCAAGAUAGCCUGGGUCACUGCAGUGAAGAAAGCUGAAGCUUUCAUGACCACCCUAUCUAGCAAGUGCCGGAACAAAGGGCUGCUGGACUGGCACCUCCCUUCCUUGUAGGAUGAGGCGAAGUGAAUGAUUAACAACGGCCUCCUUACCUGCUCUUGGCUCAUCAGUUAUCUCCGUGUAAAUAGCAGAUUUGCUUAUUGCUUUGCAUGGUGUAGUUCUAACCUAGUCCCUGGGGCAGAACAACACCACAGUGUAAAAUCGACAAGUGAAAAAUGAAGAUCAUUUAUUGAACUGAAUACAUUUAUCAUUUCCAUCUAGGUAUUUAUAGAAAUUUAAAGUGACACGUAUCUCAUACAAACUACUUCAGGGACUUUAAAAAGCUUAACAAACAAAUGUGGAGCAGCUGGCAGAGCAGCUCUCUGUGCCUCAGGAGUAGGACUUCAUAUUGCCUUAUUUGUUGUCUCAGUAUGGUAUACGGGGACUAAGGAGGGGCCCGGGCUUAGCUAGCAUCACUUAUCGCCAUUCCUCCACAAAAGACCUGUCGUGUAGUAGCUGUGGAUUGAGGAAUGGGACUUAUUCCAUAAUUUGUCAGUUGUGUGGUAGUAAGUACAUACAUAGGAAUCCCAUUGUCACUAGGCACUUCCCGUAGUUCUCUGUAGCUUUGGCAGCUUAACUAGGAGGAGGAGGAAAAGUAGUUCCUUGUAGCUAAAAUCAACUUCCCUGAGAAGGAGCAACUCAACCACUGCAAUGUUAGAUUCUCUCAGUGGACUCUCUAGCCUCAAACACAUACUCAAACUGCCUUUAAACCUCCACCUAUGCUUGCUCUUCUUGUUCUUGCUAGUUACUUACCCCUCUAAACAAAAACUCGACUGUUAUGUGAGUGGGUGGGGAGACCAUCCUUUUAUAAAACUCCUAAUGGAAGAGAUCACCUCAAAUAUGCAAGAGUACACUUCUGUUCCACAUCCCUUAACCAAUGUUUGUCCAGCCAUGAGUGUUUGCUUCAGGCAGGUUUUCUUUCUUUUAAUUACAUGGAAGAUGCUGAAUGAAAACUAGAAUUUGUGAAUACAUUUUAAAUGAGAAAGUAUCAGUGUAGUCCAUGGUAGCUUUAUGUGUUACAGUAGUUCUUUUCUACUGUAUUAAAGGACCAUUAAGCACAGGCUGUAUAACUGUUUCACCUAAAUGCUCUAUGUAAAGCAUUUACAAAGCAAUCCAUCAACAAUGGGUGACAAAAUGUUUCUUGAGUACAGUACAUGGAGUAAUAGCAACAUGGAGUCAACUUCACGCCCUGAUUUUCUCUGGCAGCUGACAGGAAAAAUGACAAGAGCGAAGCAUUGAACAAGUCGGAACCAUUUGGCAAAUCUCACAAGGGCUCUCCCCUUUUAUCAGAUUUUCUCGUGGCAGCUUUGGCUAAUGUAAUUUUAAAAAAUAGCCCUAUGCCCAGGUUUUCUUUUUCAGUGUCUCUCUCUGUGUUCAUGUACUAUAUUUUACCCUUGUGUCGCACCUUUCAAUUUUGGAUCUCUAGGAGCUUAACAGUUUACUCACCUUAGUAAUCAUUGUUUUAUAAGUGCAGUGACUGUGGCACAGAGAGGUUAAGUCACACCGUGAGUCAACAGUGGAGCUCGGAAUGGGACCUAGGGUUGCCUGACUCCUAGCCCCCUGCUCUAACUUCUAUAUACUGCAUUUGUUAAUGAAAGAGACCAUUUUGCCUGCCACCGUGGAGUCCCAGGAAGGCUAUUAUAAGGGUGUGUCAAUUUGCCACUAGUCUGUAAAUGCUGAGGUGGGAGUGUGCCCAAUUUUUAAGGCUAUGUCAACGGCUGAAACACGCAUCUUUUAGAAAACCUCUCCAAUCAGAAGUAUCCCAAAACCAAAAUAGCAUCUCUUGUGAUUUUAGCACUCUAAUCCUACUUGUUGGGAGCCUUGCAUAGAAUGGGAAAGUAAUAUCACUUGGCAGCUACUGAUUGGGGAGGCGAGAUUGUUAGCACCAUUCUUACAGUGGCCAUUGUCUU
Messenger RNA from Chrysemys picta bellii (western painted turtle), 5207 nucleotides. RefSeq names its product S100P binding protein (gene S100PBP). The record is from RefSeq and is a predicted model, not a curated record. Lineage: Eukaryota; Metazoa; Chordata; Testudines; Emydidae. Gene Ontology annotation, molecular function: calcium-dependent protein binding.